Messenger RNA from Trypanosoma brucei brucei TREU927, 3750 nucleotides. RefSeq lists its product as hypothetical. The coding region runs from base 1 to 3750 and encodes 1249 amino acids. Lineage: Eukaryota; Euglenozoa; Kinetoplastea; Trypanosomatida; Trypanosomatidae. Gene Ontology annotation, molecular function: hydrolase activity, acting on acid anhydrides. The transcript has a single exon. The record is from RefSeq and is a predicted model, not a curated record.
AUGUUUCACCUUCCCAGGGCGGUACAAUGUGCCUUGAUUGCCUCAGCGUCUCCCUCCUCGUUACGAUACGCUACGAGGUGUAUAGGAACCUCUACAGAUGGACCCGGUGGGACGCGUAGGGGAUCGGCGCCUACAGCUGGCGGACGUCGCGGGAGGCCAUCAGCUCACAUGCGUAAUGAAGCAGCAAUAAGCACGAGUGGUGGUGCUGCAGCAAGUAGGAGUGCUUCACGCCAGGGGGCGCACAUAGAUUACGCCGCUGUUAGUGAUGGGAGGACCACCAGUCGACCCGGUGUUUCCUCCUUUACGAGAGCGGCAACAACAACACUUGGAACAGUAGGAGGGGGAGGAGGAGUUACAGGCAGUAGCGUGUCGCAGCUCUCCAUGCAGAACGUAAUGGAGGCGAAUCAAAAUCGAGUGUUAAGUCGGCAACCGCUGCGUCGCACAGCGAGUCAGACCGCAGCAGGAGGGCUUCAGGCAACACCCUCAGCAUCUGGUGUGCAGACCGCGCCGAUGGCAGCACCCGCCACGCAACGGCAGCAGCCGCAGCAACAGAACCGUCAAGUGGCCCGAACGUCGACGUCGAUACCGGUGCAGCCGCUGCCGACAUUAUCCUCCGUGCGGCCGCCGGCAACGAAGUCUCCAGCCAGCAGCAGACCAGCUAUCGCAACGUCACCCAGUGGAACGGCAAGGAGCUUGCGCACGCCGCGAACGCCACGGGGGACAAAGGCUGCUGCGAAACCAUCAAGUGCCGCCGCAGCCGUCAACAUAUCUGCGGCUACGACGGCGGGCGCGAGAGCGGCGGCAGCUGCGAUAGUGGCGAGAGCGUCACCCACGAGAGUUGCGGCGGCCGGGGCCGCAUCGGGGACCACCACCACAACAACAACAACUGCCGCAGGUGUGCGAGCGCGAGGAUCAGUUCCUAGUCCCGAUACGCGGGCUGCUUUGGAGAAGGCCAUGCAGGCGGUGAAUGCUGCGGUCAAGUCGGCAACACCCGCAGGGACGACGGUACCCAUUGCAGCAAUGGCCACCAGACCAAUCAGCCGUGCAGCUGUUGAGGAGGCGAUGCGGGCGGUAGACGCGGCCGUGACGGCCACGAGAGGUGCCACUACGGCAGCGAAUGUUGUGCCACCCCGUUCUCGGGUAUCGAAAUCUGCCCCAUCGCCACGAACACCCUGGGGAACUAGACCAGCAGCUAAAGCCACGACGCAGGUGCCCGCUUCAGCGCCUGCUGUCACCCCAACAGCAGCGGCACAGGGACGUGUGAGAUCUGCGGCUACGACACCGACUGCAACGGGAAAAACUUCACCUGCAAGGGCUCGGCGAAGGGCAUCACCACGAGGCGCAGGGGCGACAGCUGCGGAGGCAUCACCGGUAGCGAGGCCGGUUCCGGCGGCAGUAAACACAACCAAAGUAUCCGAAACGGCUGCAACAGAGGCGGCCGUGGCCCGAGCCUUAGCGGCCGCAGCUGCGGCGGCGGCACCUUCAAGGGCGAGGACGGCACCGAAGGCAGCGGGAUCGGCAACAACACCUGCGAAAAAACAUGUAACUGUAGUUACGCCCACGAGGACUCCGAGAGCCGCAGCUGCGACCCCUCAAGCGGUGACCGUGGUGACUCCAACACGGUCGGCGGUUGCAACAACACCUGUGAAGCCACAGGUCGCAGUAGUAGUAAGUCCCACGCGAGCGACUCGACCGACUUCGCCGCCGGCAAAACCUCAGGCGGCGGUAGGUACGCCGGCAAGAGCGGCAUCAGCAGUAGCACCCGCGAACUCCCAAAUGAUGAUAGUCACACCUACGCGUGCGGCACGAUCCACUUCGGUCCCUUCCAAGCCCGGAGUGACGGUGGUUACCCCCAAACGUGCACCCCGGGCAGCGUCAACGCCUGCCAAGUCCCAAGUAACUGUGGUUACGCCCACAAGAUCCCCGAGGGCAGGCGCUGCACCCGUAGCAUCACCGGCAGUGGAAAAGGCCCCCGUUCCCGCUGCAGCAAGUGUAGGGACAACAGAAACUGUUGCAACACCAACUCCGAGGCGGCGUUCAGCUGAGAGCGGAGCCAACACACCAAAGGGAAAGAGAUCAGCAUCCGGUAAGAGAGGUGCAGUAGAUGCAACGGAGGAAAAUUCCAAGGCUAGUAGAGUGACCACUCCUACGUCAACCGUGGCCACGACACCGCCGCGUGCCGAGGUUUUGAGGGAUCAUAGUAGUCAAGCAACCACUACCGGUGGUGGUGUGGCCAACCCAUUUCGUGGGCUUCACAACCACAUCACACGUAGCUAUCGACUCGAUCAGCUUCAGGCGGCGAUGAAGAUUCAUGAUCUGUUGUUAGGCCGGCAAGAGGUCAAGUCCGGUGCAUUUUCAUUUAUUCGUUUUGCAUGCGGACCGAAGUUCAUAAAUGACCACCGUGAGAUUGUAGGACCGGACGCUGGUGGUGGUGUUGGUGUUAGUGGUGCCGAUGAGAAGAAAGGCAGUAGCCGCAACAGUAGCCGCACCAAUGGCAGUGAAGACUGCCCACUUGUCAUUGCUGAACGUCUCCUUUCGUUUCCCCCACAUAUGCACCACUUUCACACCGUCUGUGGUCGAGAGAACGUUCCAUGUGACUUCUUUGCCGAUAUCGACUUACCGAAUGAAACCCCGGCCGGCGGGGAAAAGGCGUUGCUUGAGGUGUUGAACUAUCUUGACGUGCGAUUGGAGGCGAUUGGUUUUUCGCAGCCAUCGUUCCUUGUUCUUACCAAUGAGGUUCCGAGUGCGGGGAAGGUUUCAUACCAUCUGCAUGCCCGUUCCAUGGGGACACAAUCUGAUAGUGGUGGAGCCGCAGCUGCCGGUUCGAUGGGUUCUUCUGGUGGGAGUGGUGGAGCCGGAGUUGAUGAGCAUAGUGCCGGUGGUGAUGUGAAGCAAGGUAGGGGUCGAUCAGCUGAGGGUGGUAAGUCCAGGGCCUCCCAUGGAAAAAUUGUUGCCUUUCAGGACUAUCGUGUUGUAAAGCUUCUUGCCGAUGAGGUGAACACAACCCUCGGCAGGACGGUAAUUGAUGAGCAGUGCUACCGUGUUAACGGCAUGCUUCGCUGUGCCUACAGUAGUAAGAUAACUGUGCCACAGGGGAUGCCCUUAUCCUCCAACACUGCCGGAGGAUAUCAUAGAGGAAAGCGGCUAGUUCCGCUCUUGAAGGCGAAAGACACUGCGCUUCAGAAGCGUUUAGACGAUAUGGCUGCCCACUUAUGUACUCUUAGUGACGCUCAGAUACUGGAGCGGACCUUUUGCAUUCGCACCGCCCCCGUUAAGGAGCGGCGCGUUACAGAGAAUGAAGACGUUGAUAACGCUCAGAAGUUGUUGAGGGCGAGGAGUGAUUACCUCCGUUCCUUCAAACUCAUUCGUGCAAAGAACAUUGUAGGUGCUCAGAAUGCAAAGCCUGUAGAGUAUGAUGCCUAUGGUAAUGUUGUUUCGAGGUAUUUAACCGAAUCCGCCAAGUGGCAUCGUUUCAAGACAGCUGUGGAAAAACUUCACCGCCUGCCGCCACGAGCUGCGGAAUGUUACGACAUUUGGGUGCGUGUGGGCCUUGCAUUGCACAAUUUUAGCAACGAGGACCACGUGUUUGAGGAGUGGGUCCGGUUUUCUCUUAAGUGCCCGCAGAAGUAUUCGCGUGAGACGUGCAGGCGGAAGUGGCAGCAAUUCGAUCGCAACCCCGAUGCGCUGAAUUGGAGACGUGGAUUUAAUUAUUUGAAUAGUACCGUCUGGCGUUCUGUACCGGGUUGUUAG